Oppiella nova is the source of this 570-nucleotide messenger RNA. Lineage: Eukaryota; Metazoa; Arthropoda; Arachnida; Sarcoptiformes; Oppiidae. The record is from the annotation of a GenBank genome assembly.
AACGAAAGCGGUGACAAUCAUAACAAUAACAACAAAUACGGCGCCGGCUCUGGUGGACAAACGGGCGGCCACUUUGCACACAGUCAUAGUCACAGUCAUAGCACUAAAUACACGUCCGAUGACGAGAGCUCAAGCAUGACGUCCGGCUCGGGACACUUGGGGCCCAACGCCAUCGCCAGCACCACUGGUGGCUCGUUUAGUCCGCUCAGGAAGAAUACCGUACUCCAGGCCAGCACUCACCUGCCGGCCCCCGAAACCACAGUCACACCAACCGCUAUGAUAGACAUCGAGCAGAUUGUCAUCGAAAUGAAGGACAGACGCGAAGAGGUUCGCCGACUGUCCGAAGAAGUCGAGUCAUUGAAAAGUCAUUUACAGAGCGAGUGCUCUGUAUUUCAUCAGUCAUUACAAGAGGAAAGAUAUCGGUUUGAGAGAUUAGAGGAGCAAAUGAACGACUUAAUAGAGUUGCAUCAAAACGAAAUCGAGAAUCUGAAGCAAAAUAUGGUGGAUAUGGAGGAGAAAGUGCAGUAUCAGAGCGAAGAGAGGCUCCGGGAUGUGCACGAAAUGCUCGAA